Molecule: messenger RNA, 1930 nt
Organism: Aphanomyces astaci
Lineage: Eukaryota; Oomycota; Saprolegniomycetes; Saprolegniales; Verrucalvaceae
Exons: 5
Coding region: 33-1838 (601 amino acids)
Cellular component (GO): cytosol
Molecular function (GO): flavin adenine dinucleotide binding; electron transfer activity; NADPH-hemoprotein reductase activity
Source: RefSeq, a predicted model, not a curated record
GCAUUUUUGAACGAAGAGGUAGCCACGACAGCAUGCUGCGGCGUGUGGUCGAGUGCUUUGGCUGGAACCGCGUCCAUUCAUCUCGUGCCUCCAAGAAAACCAGCAACGCCCAACCAGACGUGUACAUUUUCUACGGGUCCCAGACAGGGACGACUGAAGGGUAUGCCCGGCGGUUGGCGACGCAAGCUCAAAAGCGCAAUGUUCAAGCCACGGCAAUGUCGUUGAGCCAGUUUAACGUACACAAGUCGACGCAGUACUCGACCGUGAUUUUUGUCGUGGCGAGCUACGGCACCGGCGGACCCACCGACGACGCGACAUCGUUUUACAAUUGGUUGAAGACAUCGCUAAAGCCCGAUCUAUCGCAUAUGCAGUACACUGUGUUUGGGUGCGGCAACUCGGACUACACGGACUCGUACAACGGCAUGGCCAAGUUUGUGGACGCCAAGAUUGGAGCGUUUGGGGCCACUCGUUUCUUUGACUUGUCGCUGGGCGACGCCGCGGGGGAAAUCGACCACUUGGACAACGACUACGAUGCGUGGGAAGGUCGGGUUUUGGACGUCGUGGCGCCAAUGGCAACUGCUGACAUGACGUCGUCAACGACGACAACAAUACCGGCGACCGCACAACCAUCGAAACUUGGCACGUUUGCCGAGUUGCAACACCCUCGGCCGCCGACGAUGCAACAAAAGCCCACAUCGACCCUCCAAGCUGUGCUGUACGCCCCUCCAACAAUUCAAGUCAUUUCAAUCGUCAAGUUGUCAUCCACCGCCCUCCAAGUGGAUUUCGCCACCGACGUCCCGUACACUGGCACGGGCAUUCUCGCCUUGUACCCCCAAAACGCCAAAGAAAUUGUGUCGGCGGUGGCCCAUCGUUGCGGCUACAAUCUGGACCACUGGGUCGACUUGGUGGAUGACAAGGCGGGGAGCGCCCCCGCCAGCAUUCCCCUGCCGUGCACUGUCGCAGAUGUGCUCACCCAUUACGUCGACCUGUGCGCUGUCUCACGCACCAUCGUGAGUGCACUCGCGCGGUACGCGACAGAGGCUGCCGACGCCGCCCGCCUUGGCCAAUUGGGGGCGACGGAAGACGAGUACACCCAAACCAUUCGAAAACCGCGCGUGUCAUUGUUGGGGGUCCUUCAUGCAUUUCCCAGUAUUCAAGUGUCGCUGCCAGAGUUGCUUUCGAUUGUCGCCCCCAUCAAGCCUAGAAAAUACACCAUCGCAUCCAGUCGUCUGGUGAGCCCAAAUGUCAUUCAAUGCUGCAUCUCCGUGCCCGAGAAACCCCUCGCCCAGCUCGACCAGCAUCAUGGCACUAUGGGCGCUUGCAUGGUGUCGCUCUUGCCAGCUAAACUGUCCAAUCCUGGAGUCCGAUUUCGAGGAUUGUGCCAAGCGCCCACCAUGUACUUCCCCAAAACCCACCAGUUCCCAGUCAUACUUAUCGCCGCGGGCUCAGGCAUCGCGCCCAUGCGAGCCAUUUGGCAAGAACGAAACGAAGUGGCGAAAUCGGGCGUGGCUGUUGGGCCGACUACCCUGUUUUUCGGGUGUCGGGAUGCCGACAGUUGGCUGUAUCGGUCCGAAGUCGAGAGUUUACGCCCGUUGCAAGUCGAGUGCCACGUCGGGUUCUCCCGGCAAGGCCAAGACAAGCAGUACGUCCAGGAUGUCGUCGAAAAGCACAUCGCGGCCAUCAUGACGGCACUGGACUCGUCCAAUGCGUACAUUUACAUAUGCGGCAAGAUCGACAUGGCCCAAGCUGUGCAGACGAUUUUGAAACGAGACCGGGGCGUAGCGUGGUGGGACGAGAUCAUUGCCACGCGCCGAUACAACCAAGAAGUGUUUGGGUAAUAAUGAUGUAGUAGAAGUUGUGGACGAUAUGCGAGUGCAUCGAAAUAUGGAGGGCUGUCUUGUCCAUGUAAUAUAUACUACUGAUCUCCACC